UUCUCUUUUUUGCUCCAUUUAUAACUUCUAGAGCCCUUUUUGUCCAUGCCCUCUGCCAACGAGUCUGCUACUUCCACCGGCCCCUGGGGCACGAUCGCUUCCAGCGAUGUGUCGCGCCGCACCUUCAACCCCAUCCGCGAUGUGCUGACCCGCCCAGUGCAGCCCCUGUCGACUCCCAAGAGCACAAAGGAGAUGCUCAGCCUGUCCAUUGGCGACCCGACGGUCUUUGGCAACUUCAAGACCCACCCGGUCGUCGUCGAGGCUGUCGAGGAGGCCGCGCGCUCGUACAAGUUCAACGGCUACCCUCCUUCAGUCGGAAUCCACGCUACGCGCGAGGCUGUUGCCAACAAAUACACCUGCCCGGAGGCACCGCUGACCGCCGAGGUAAAGUAUCUUGCAAAGCACUCUUUUAUUUGGCUUAUCUGAACACGGGACGGCUAGUUCUGGUGCCGCCCAAAGUGAAGGGAAUAGAGCAACAAGGUCUCCUGCGGGUGCAACUCGUCCACACUCUGGAGCGGGACGCAUGCCUACCUGUUUUUUGUCUGGAAUAGUGGGGGAGGCGAUUCUCGUGCCGGAUGAGCACUUGGUAAUUAUGCAGAACGUGGGAACUUUUGGUGCACGGGCGCCCCGGACAUGCAGUCGAUUUUUUUCUCACACGCUCAAGUGCCAAUGGAAAACCUGCAGCCUGCGGCUGUUCCUGUGCUUCACAUGACCCCACCGCAUGGCACUAAUUGCGCCUUUAUUGGCCACACCUUUACGCACGC
Messenger RNA from Linderina pennispora, 764 nucleotides. RefSeq lists its product as uncharacterized. The transcript is spliced from 2 exons. Lineage: Eukaryota; Fungi; Kickxellomycota; Kickxellomycetes; Kickxellales; Kickxellaceae. The record is from RefSeq and is a predicted model, not a curated record. Bases 46 to 426 code for a protein of 126 amino acids. Gene Ontology annotation, molecular function: pyridoxal phosphate binding. Gene Ontology annotation, biological process: biosynthetic process.